Messenger RNA from Gavia stellata (red-throated loon), 1464 nucleotides. It is a transcript of the gene TIPIN, whose product is annotated as TIMELESS interacting protein. Gene Ontology annotation, cellular component: replication fork protection complex; nucleus. Lineage: Eukaryota; Metazoa; Chordata; Aves; Gaviiformes; Gaviidae. Gene Ontology annotation, molecular function: DNA binding. Bases 154 to 999 code for a protein of 281 amino acids. The transcript has 8 exons. Gene Ontology annotation, biological process: replication fork processing; DNA damage response; replication fork arrest. The record is from RefSeq and is a predicted model, not a curated record.
AGUGCAGCCGUGGUGAGACGGGGUCAUCCUAAACCCGGUUGGAGCGAUGUGCCGAAGUCUCUGGAAUUAACUUCGCUUAAGGAGCCGGAAAAGGGGAAUCCUCUUCCAGACUGCUUUUUUAAGUGGGAGCGGAAAAAAAGCUUAUCGGUGGCAAUGAUAGAUCCCUUAGAGAACAACUUGUUUGAUCUGCCUGAUUAUGAGAAUACAGAAGAUGAAACGUUCCCACCUCUUCCACCUCCUGCCUCUCCAGGAAGAGACGAUGUUGAAUGGGCUCAAGCUAAUGGAGAACCAGAUGGAAACCAGCAGUCACAAACAAAGGAUUCUGCUGUAGCUACACGGAGGGCAGUUAAAAGACCAAUGCCUAAACUAGAUGCCCAGAGGUUAAUUUCAGAAAGAGGACUUCCAGCCCUGAGACACAUGUUUGACAACGUAAAGUUCAAGGGCAAGGGGCACGAGGCGGAAGACCUGAAGACGCUCAUACGACAUAUGGAACACUGGGCUCAUAGACUGUUUCCCAAAUUGCAAUUUGAGGAUUUUAUUGACAGAGUCGAGUCUUUGGGAAACAAAAAGGAAGUUCAGACCUGCCUAAAGCGGAUUAGACUUGAUCUUCCUAUUUUACAUGAAGACUUUGCAAGUAAUGAAGAUGGCGGAGGGGAAAGCAACGGACUGGGUACAGCCACUGAAGAUGUACGUUCCUCCUCUGGAAAUGCAGAAGAACUUAAUUCUCUCGCUGGUGCAACUCUCACGGAAGAGCAGCAACAGCGAAUCAAGAAGAACAGGCAGCUGGCCUUGGAACGUAGGCAAGCAAAGAUGCAAUGUAACAGCCAGUCGCAACACAAGGAGCUCUCUGCUGGUUACUCAGAAGAGGAGUUUAAUACCCUACUCGCUCAGGAUCCCCCUGACCUUAUUGAAGACACUCAAGCUACUGCAACCAAGGUUGCUGCUACAGAAGCUGAAGAUGGAGAUAGAGAAUUGGAAUGUGCCAGUGAAGAGCAGUAACCGUUCCCCAUGCUUUGAAUGACUUUCUUGACUGAAAGACGGUACUUAAAACAGUGGAAUCAUUAUAUGGAAAUGUUGCUGGCUCUUUGCUCUCUGACUCCAGAAGCUUCAUGGAAGUCUUUACCAUGACAUCUGUAUUGUUGGACAGAACUCUUGAAACUGCAGCUGAGCAACUCCAUACACUGGAAAACAGAACGCAGUUCUGCAUCUGCAUUUGAGACAUCUUUUCCACCUCCCCCUCCUGACUUUCUCUAGGGAAGGUUAAUGAGGUUUUUUACUUACUUUGAAUUUUGUUUACAGUUGAUGUCAAACUGAAUUAACUGGGAUAUUGACAGGUGAAGUUUCUAUUAAAGUUGUUUUGUUUUUUUCUAAUAGAGGGUGUAUAUACUAGCGGAUAGUGCUAUGUCUGGACAGGUGUCCUGGAUUUUUUUAACUUACUCAUCAAGUACCUGUAUUUUCUUCUUA